Molecule: messenger RNA, 821 nt
Organism: Thamnophis elegans (Western terrestrial garter snake)
Lineage: Eukaryota; Metazoa; Chordata; Lepidosauria; Squamata; Natricidae
Gene: SCG5
Product: secretogranin V
Exons: 6
Coding region: 174-821 (215 amino acids)
Biological process (GO): regulation of hormone secretion; neuropeptide signaling pathway
Cellular component (GO): secretory granule
Molecular function (GO): enzyme regulator activity
Source: RefSeq, a predicted model, not a curated record
GAGACGGGAGGGGGGGUUGAUAGAAGAGGAAAAGCUGGGACCACGGAGCUCUUCCAACACGCGCGUUCAGCCGCUGCUUCUCGUUUGGCGUCGUGCCUGGGCAAGCAAGCCGCAUUCGGGCCAGAAGAGCGCAGCCAUCGCGCUCACCGGAUCCAAACGGUUACAGAAUAUAGAUGGGUAUCGCCAUGACUUCAACCUUGCUCUGCAGCCUGUCCCUUCUGCUGGCCUGCAGCAUGGCUCUGACUUUCAGUCACAGUGCUAGGAGCCCAGACAGAGUUUCUGAAGCUGACAUCCAAAGACUUCUGCAUGGUGUGAUGGAACAGUUGGGCAUUGCAAGACCCAGAGUGGAAUAUCCAGCCCAUCAAGCAAUGAAUCUCAUAGGCCCACAAAAUAUUGAAGGUGGUGCCCAUGAAGGUUUGCAACAUUUGGGUCCUUAUGGAAAUAUUCCAAACAUUGUUGCUGAGUUGACAGGUGAUAAUAUACCAAAGGAUUUUAGUGAAGAUCAGGGAUAUCCAGAUCCUCCAAAUCCUUGCCCAAUUGGAAAAACAGUUGAUGACGGAUGUCUUGAAAACACACCCGACACAGCGGAGUUCAGCAAAGACUAUCAACUUCAUCAGCAUCUUUUUGAUCCAGAACAUGACUACCCGAGCUUAAGUAAAUGGAACAAGAAUUUACUCUUUGAGAAAAUGAAGGGUGAAUCGAAAAGAAAGAAAAGGAAUGUAAAUCCAUAUCUUCAAGGACAAAGAUUGGACAACGUUGUGGCAAAGAAAUCUGUUCCACAUUUUUCAGAUGAAGAAAAAGACAGAGCAGAAACUGAAUGA